UAAACGCUCGACGCAAUGGCCUCGUUCCCAGUCUGGGUCGGCUCACUACCGGAGCACGUCACCGAUUCAGAUCUAAAGCAAAUGUUCAGUUCGUUCGGCCGCAUCCUGAGCGCCACAGUCAUGCAAGACGAACACGGAAACUCAAAACGGUUUGGAUACGUAAACUACGCCGAACAGCAGUCCGCUGAGCUGGCAGCUCGCACAAUGAACCGUCGUAUGAUGAAUGGGUUGCGUAUCAAAGUGAAGGGACCAAAAGAAUUGGAGUCGAGGAAGGCGGGACAGCAGAGCUCGAGGAGGAACCCGUUGAUAGAACAUGUACAUGGGGGGAAGAUUGACUAUCGGCCGUAUACUGAUUGUGACUUUUUUGGCAAUGGUAAAACGUGCACGAAGAAUGAAAAGUGUCCUUAUCGUCACAGCAUGGAAGCUCGCGAUGCUCCAUUCGAGUGUUCUGAUUGGCUCCAGGGUCAGUGCUUGGACAAGGCCUGCUGCAUGAAACAUCCCAGUCGAAAACAACGACAGGAAAGAGACGCUCUCCUCACUCUCAUCGAUGCACACACGAGUGAAAGCGAGGAAAGCUUGCAAACAAUCUCCGACUCAGACGGCUCAGACAACAGCAUAGAAGACAUACAGCAAAAAGAAGUGCCCGUUUGUAAUCAAAAAACUGCUACCAAGGGAAAGCCUCGUGACAGACCUAGGCGUAGAAGAGGCAACAGACCUUGGGUUCGCAGAGACAAAAGAACGCGAACACGACUCGGCUCUGACACAAGCAGCGACUUAGGAGUUUCCUCUGACACCAUGGGAGGUACGACGCUGGAACCAAUCGGAGUCUUUUGGGAUAUCGAGAAUUGCUCUGUACCACCUAAUAAAUCCGUACUGAGCUGCGUUAAUAAGAUACGCGAGGAGUUCUUUAAUGGCAAGUUUGAGGCCGAGUUUGUUUGUGUUUGCGAUAUCAACAAGGAGAGGAAAGAAGUCAUUGAGCAACUUAACGCUGCUCAGGUCAACGUUCUACACGUUAGCUGUGUGGCUAAGAAUGCCGCUGAUGACAAACUACGACAAAGCCUUCAUCGUUUCGCCUCCGCAAAUCCCGCACCUGCGACCAUAUUACUCGUUUCAGGUGACGUCAACUUUGCACCCGACUUGUGCGACCUUCGACAUCGACACAAAUUCACCGUCUAUUUGUUGCAUAAUGCUCAAGCACAGAAGUCCUUAAUCACUUGUGCUACAAGAGCGUCUCGUUUUGAUCACUUCGUAGCUUCUCUGCCCGAAAACCAAGAACAGGAUGCUAUGGACCUGACCGAAACAGAAUUACUCGUAAAAAACAUUCCGGUUGGUGCUGAUGUAAAGACGGUUCGAAACCGGUUGAGCAGACUGUCUGCAAACUGUGGCGGCAAGGUGGUUCGAAUUGAAGGUCAAGCAGGGCUUUUACGAUUUACAACAAAGGAACUGGCCAUCAAAGCACAGAAGCGAAUUGAUGACCAAGACGUUUGUGGAUCGAAAAUCAAAGCUGUCGUUGUGCACAAAACCAAACCGAAAUCAGUGAAACAGUCUGAGCCGGCGUCAGUCAGAGUGAGCCCCGUGACUGUCCGACAAAGCAGCCCGUCUGCAAGUCGCGUUCCUCAGCCUGAUCAUCAACAGUCCAUGCCACCGAAUACGAUGUACGUACCGUUCCACGGACCAACGCAAAUUCCACAUCCAGCAAGGCCGCCGUUUGUGCCCUCGUUGCCGCCUCGUUUUCCUUAUCCGGCGAUGGAUCCGAUGAGGCCUUAUCCUCCACAUGUUAGUGUUCCAUUUUCUGUGCAGCAACAGAUGAACACUAUGAAUCAUACAUCUAGGCCGGUGCCUUCCAUGGCUGAUUCUCGCGCUCGAUUUCCAUUUGGGCCACGCUUUUCUCACUCUUACGCCACCGUUGGCCAUCGUCUCAUGCCUCCACUGUCCGUUCCUGGAGUGAAGCCUCGUGUGCCCGGGCAAGGUCCACCAGGUGGUGUUGACUUGAUGGUUCACGGUUUAAGGAAAGAGUCGUCGAAAUCGAGUCUACGGAAGGAGAUCCUGGCAAUGUUUGGACGAUGUGGAAAGGUUAUUCGGGUUAGUUUUGAUCCUCCAGAUGGGGCAUUUGAAUGUGUCCACGUGACAGUCGAGUCGUCCGUUGUUGCCGCCAAAUGCAUAGACAACUUUCACAGCACACUAUUCCAGGGCGUUUACAUAUCAGUCGGCUUUGUCAAAGAUCUCAGCAAGCUGUUGGCCAAUACAAGACAGAAUUGCUAUGCCAUUUUGUCCGACUUGCGUUGCGGUUGGUUGCCACUGAAAUCUUUCUUCGAAAUCUACCGUCAAAGAUUUCGUCAUCACUGUCGAUUCAGCAUAUUGGAGAAGAUUGUGGAGACUGUGUGUCUGGAUGGACAGAGGGAUGCUUUUAUUGUCUCUCUUUCGGCUCGUAGUCCACGGGCGAAGAUCAAGCCAUCAUCAAUGGCAGAGUUUUGUACUAAUAUUAUUCGCUUGUUUGAAUGUCGUGGGAUCAUCAAUUUGAUGAGUUUUGCUUCCGAGUAUGUGGACAUGUUUCAUUCUGAGUUGCCUUUUCACAAAGACGGCCAAGCAGUGGAGGAUAUCUUGAAAGAGAUCCCCGGCAUCACUAUAUCCGGUCAGAUACCCGAAAUAGCCGUGUCACUCGAUCGAGGUGCAAUGCAAAUGGCAGUGGCUGCACACCUGCCGUCUAGAACCGGCCCGGAUCUGAGCAAUGUCGUCCAGAACAUUGUGACCGUUCUCAACAGUCGUCCGGGUUGUGCGGUGUCGUUCGAGUCCUUUGUGGGUUUGUAUCAUCAGAUAUGUGGCACCGAACUGAAACUCAAGCAGUACGGUUUCACGAAGUUGGGAGAGCUCAUAGCGACACCUGCGGUUUCCAGGCGAAUUCAGAUCUUGGCCUCGGGUAAAGAGAAACAUUUGACUUUUCGUCAUCGUCAACAGCUGCAUGCUCUGAAGCUGUGGCUACUCGGCGUACUGAAAGACCUCUGCCGGCCUCGUCUCCGCGUCGACGACUUCAUGCCGACGUACCAGAGAAGUUUUAAGAAGAAUUUACAGCUCAGCGAAUUCGGAGUCACGAAACUGUCCGAACUGUUUGACUCUAUGUCAGACAUAACGGAUGUGAAAGCCGAGGAAAACGUAAAAUAUUUGUGCCUGAGAGUGCCAGCAUAUUUGUCUGAUGUUGCACGGAAUGUUGAAAUGAUGUUGAAGGAUCAACCCGAGUUUUCUAUUGAAUUGAUGCGAUUUCAGAAGCAGUAUGAGGUCCUUUACAGUCAGAAACUGUCUGCAUCGGACUACGGGUUUGCCAAGCUGUCGGAUCUUCUCAAUUUCUUGCCUGACGUGAAGUUGCAAGGAUCUGGCACUGCUAUGCAGGCUGUUCUCAGCAAUGCUGCUGUUGUGUUUGCGUAUCAGGCGAGGUGUGUGCUGGAAGGAGAAGACGGGUGUCGUCUUCCAGUUUGUAAGUUUGCCGCAAAGUUCCAUCAGAUACUUCGGAGGCAGAUGAAGGUCGCGGAGUAUGGCUGUAGUAAGCUGAAGGAGUUGAUCAAAGCUGUGCCCGAGACGCUGAGGGCUGUCCAGGUGGGAGACAAACAGUUUAUCGAACUGGUAGAUGGCAGUACCACAGCCGAUCCCGACUCCAAAGAGAAAGUGAUCGAAAGCGGUCCUUGCUGUAGUGAUCUCCUCGAGAAAUUCUGCCGUGAAGUAAGUGAGCUCUUAGCCAGCAGACCAGACCAAAGCAUCGCCUUCUCCAACUUCACGGCCGCUUUCGAUCAGUUUUUCAAACGUCAAUGUCGUGUCGCCGACUACGGUUACAAGAAGCUAAUAGAUCUGUUUAAAGCUGCCGAAGGAGUUGUACAGCUCGUAGAGUGUGAGGGAGUGAUGAUUGUGCGUAUGGUGUCUGAUGUCUGCGGGCAUGAGGCACACGAGAGCGAAGAGAGCGACGAGAGCGAAGAGAGCGACGUAGUCGUUGAAGGCUCUGCGUCAUCAGACGAGGAAGACCGCGAGCAGCACCAUCCCACUCCCGCAGUCGACCGUCAAGCCUCCUACAGUCUGAUGGACUUUGAAACGGUUCCAGUGGGCGACAUAAUCCGUCUCGGUUCUCUACCCCCGGAAGAGGUUGUUAGCGAUGAAAAUAGCGAAUCGUCGAUUCUCCUGGAUCACCCGGUUCCCGACUUGAUCACGUUGCCGUUACUGGGCGGAGUGAAUGACGUCACUAAGGAUAAUGACGUGGACAUGUCGGAACAUCUGAGCGACCAACAGUUGAUGAGCGAGCUGUCCCAGGUGUUUGGCAGUCACGUGACAGGUUCUGUGAACGACGUCGAUGGUACUGUAGCCCAGGAUGUUGCACUGAUUUCGCUGGACACUCCGCCCGCGGGCAGUAGCGCGGCGAUUGUAAGCCCACGGUUUCAGCACCGGAACUCGAGCGCUUCGCUUCUCGAUGAGCCCGCGCCGUUUGAUAUGACGACUGCCUUACUUGAUGCUAGUGGCGCAGCGUUGGCGGACGAGGAAGGAAGUAGGGAAAGAAAAUCGGAAAACAAAAAGCAAGCGGAGAAUUCAUGUGAAGAAGAAAGAAAACCGUCAACGGAGACGACCGGAAAUACUUGGACCAGUGAGGACGGUCAUUUGUCUAGGGAAGGAAAUCCGUCUGGAUUUCCUACCGCGGGUUAUCCCGAGGAUAAAGGCUCUGCUGGUGUAUUAAUAUUAACCAGCGGACCCGUCGGGUCAAACGGCUCUGACGGACUAGGAAAGGGUCCGUCAGGUGCUUGUGUAGAGAGCGUGUCGGACACGGUACCACCUACGCAUGAUGUGCAACCGAAGCCGACGGGAAAAGAAAAUGUUAGCGUAGAGGAGAAAUUGGCUGCAAUGAUAAGCAGUAAUGCAGACCAGCUGGUGUCGCUGGAAACGAUAGUUCCGGCGAGCAGUCGGUGCGAGACCGCAGAGGCUGGAGAAGCAAGAGUGGACACAACGUCCGGGUUGGAGGAGCUCGGUAGUUCCCGGAUGGCCUCGGAUACAGCGGAGUUGGAUGCGUCUACGACGUCCAGUGUCUCGGAUUCGAAGUCGGAAGCAGCGGGAACGGCUGCGGAAAGCAAAACAAAAAACCCGUCAAAAUCGGCGACUUCUCGAUUUCGUCUGGCUGCCAACUUUUCAAUGGCGCCGAAAUCGGUAGUGCCGGACACACAGAAUUAAAUGUUGUACGUGUGUGUGAGUGUGUGUGUGUGUGUGUGUGCGCGCGCGCGCGUGCGUGUGUGCAUGGGUGUGGGUGCGUGGGUGUGUGCGCGAUUGCGUGGAAAACUGUCCUGCUAUUAUAUUAGAGGGACUGAAAUGACCGUGUGAUACUUUUAGUAUCUGGUGAUUUCUGUUAGCGUAGCAAGCGAGUUUGUGUUGCGUUUCCCUUGGGUUCAAGCUCUAACAUGAAUUGCUGCGUAACACAAUGUCACACUCGUUCCGUUUUUCCCUCAAGUUUCACUCCCUAGUUUACGCCCUAAUAGCUAAGCCGGAAGCAUGUAACGAGCGGCUCGUACAGUCUACGUAUACAAUA
Messenger RNA from Corticium candelabrum, 5548 nucleotides. RefSeq names its product meiosis regulator and mRNA stability factor 1-like. The coding region runs from base 16 to 5196 and encodes 1726 amino acids. Gene Ontology annotation, molecular function: metal ion binding; CCR4-NOT complex binding; RNA nuclease activity. The record is from RefSeq and is a predicted model, not a curated record. Gene Ontology annotation, biological process: regulation of gene expression. NCBI's taxonomy places the organism in Eukaryota, Metazoa, Porifera, Homoscleromorpha, Homosclerophorida, Plakinidae. The transcript is spliced from 14 exons. Gene Ontology annotation, cellular component: peroxisome; cytoplasm.